This is a messenger RNA of Wasmannia auropunctata (little fire ant), 1865 nucleotides long. Its product is annotated as neuropeptides capa receptor-like. Lineage: Eukaryota; Metazoa; Arthropoda; Insecta; Hymenoptera; Formicidae. The record is from RefSeq and is a predicted model, not a curated record. The transcript has a single exon. The coding region runs from base 867 to 1865 and encodes 332 amino acids. Gene Ontology annotation, molecular function: neuromedin U receptor activity. Gene Ontology annotation, cellular component: plasma membrane. Gene Ontology annotation, biological process: neuropeptide signaling pathway.
CGCACACACAACACACUCACACACACACAUACACACUUUACGCCACGUACAUACGUACCGCGGAAGAAAAACAAACCGCGAGAGCGAAGCGGUGUAUAGAAUUUUUCCCGAGAGUGAGAGGUCGCGUCGUCACGUGUAGACGUGCUUGUAUAUGCCGAUCCUUCCACAUACAUGAGGAAGAAGUUAAAGUGGACAGCGCCUCAUCAAUGCGAACGUGAAAAAAAGUGGUGGGCACUUUGAAUUGGCCUCUGAUAAAAAGCGACGUCGUGGCACGCGUGCUGCUUUCGACUCGCUUCACGCGCAGAUCUCAAGCUCGCUUCAGUGAUAAAAAGUAAAUGACAAUGAAUCGUCGUCCCGCUCGAUGCGAACUUUUACGACAGACGUGGGAAGACCUAUCUCUUCAGACCUACAGAGUCUAAGGGUCCAGGAAGACCUAUAGCUUCAGCAAGAAAAAAAACAUCUUUCGACAGCUUUCGGAGAUUGGAUUUCCAAGUUAAGCCAAAAUAGACAUCAAGCUUCUCUCGUUGCCACUCUGUAUGAAAGGAUAAUUUAUUUGCGGCAAAACUAAACGAUCAAGAAGAAGAAGAAGAAGAAAACAAACUUAAAGGGGUGCGUGCGGCACAAAUCGACGGCCGGAAGAGGGGGAACGUUCUAAUCUCGCCGCGAACUAUUAGAGGAGACUCAAUUAUUGUCGGAAGUGAUCCAGAAUUGCCUGGGCUACUAGCUUCUUAAAAGAAGUCCAGGUACAUUCGGAAAUCGUGGCACUUUGAUUCAUCGAAUCAGAUAUCCAAAGACACUAAGAAGAAGAAGAAGUGAUCCAGAAUGCCAAGGAGCAGUGGGCUUCCCAAGUACGCUGCACGCAUCAUAUGAUUGGGAUCGCGAUGGCCCCCACGGUGGUGUCCAUCCUGUUGAACGGCACUUUAUACCUGAAAGGCGGUUACAAUGACGACAUCCUGGCGACGUCCACGACGGAGAGCUAUCUUAACGACUCGAUGGCGCUCGAGGACGUUCUGCAGGGAACGUCCUCGAGCAUGUCGCUCGGCUCGUACCGCGACCCCCUGUACGUGGUGAUACCGAUGACCGUGAUCUACGCGACGAUCUUCCUCACGGGCAUCAUCGGCAACGUCAGCACGUGCAUCGUGAUCGCGCGCAACAAGUCCAUGCACACCGCCACGAACUAUUAUCUCUUCAGCCUGGCCGUGUCCGACCUGUUGCUGCUGGUGUCGGGCCUGCCGGCGGAGAUGUACCUGGUCUGGUGCAAGUACCCGUACAUCUUCGGCGAGGGUUUCUGCGUGCUGCGCGGCCUCGCGUCCGAGACGUCGUCGAACGCGUCGGUGCUCACCAUCGCCGCCUUCACCGUCGAGCGAUACGUGGCGAUCUGCCAUCCGUUCCUCUCGCAGACCCUGUCGAAUCUCUCGCGCGCGAUCAAGCUGAUCCUGAUGGUCUGGCUCGUGGCACUGCUGUUCGCGCUGCCGCAGGCCCUGCAGUUCGGCGUGGUGCGGCACAACGGGCAUCCCGACAUGGUGAUGUGCACGAUCAAGAGGAUCAUCAUCAGCCACUCGUUCGAGCUGUCCACGUUCCUGUUCUUCGUGAUACCGAUGUGCCUGAUCACGUUCCUCUACGUGCUGAUCGGCCUCAAGCUCCGGAAGUCGAACAUGACCGUUCCGGGUAGAAGCGAGUCCGCGAUGCGAAACUGCCGGCAUUAUCCCGGGAGAUCGUCCAGGCGGGUGGUGAAGAUGCUGGGUGAGUGCCGUUUCUUUUUUCUUGUUCGCCAAGUUUUUUUCGCGACACUUCGCACUCCGUCCGCCCGCGACGUUCUCCAUCCAUUAAUUUACGUUAAAAACUUGGAGCGUGUACAAAAAUAG